AUGGGAAUGCAAUUCCCAUCGCCUUUACGAGUCUCCCAUCUCAAACCCAUUUGCCUCGCUGUCUUCCUUAUAACUGCCUUGCUGUACAUUUUCCCCAAACAUGACCUUUCUCAAAGCACUGGCGCAUUACAAGCCUUGAAACCCUCAGUCUCCCACUACAGCGAUGAGUAUCGGCACAACUCGUCCCAUGAGGAGCCGGCCGCUCCACCUCCGUCUUUCGACUUCAUAGACUUGAACAAAUUGGAUACAGCCUUGUUAUCCAAUGCGCACUACAACCCAUACGUCGAGUCCAAUGUAAGCAUACCUGAACCCAUCUUCGGCUCCUAUCACGAAGGUGGACUCGACCGCGAGCAUUGCUUCGACCGUAACGGCCGCCUCGGCCUCUACGGCUAUUCAAGCGCGAAUCCCGCAGGAUGGGCGCAACCAUCUCGAGUCAAUUGGACAGAAGUAGAUUGGGGAACGCUACAGGACCAAUGUGUGGAAGGCAACGCAGACCGCUACGCUCUCGUAGCGACCCCUAUGCGUCACCCACUUAGGAAUGCCACUGCUGAAGACCUAGUCUUUAACUCGACAGAGAACAAGAGCAACGCGAAAAAAGGUUUGUUUGGGAAACCCAAGUCUCGCACUGCGGUCGUGGUGCGCGCGCACCAUAAGAUGAAUUUCAGGAAUGAUACGAUGAUGUUACUACGUUCUCUCAUUGCGGAGCUCUCUCUUCAUUCCGGCGGAGAAUACUCGGUUUUCCUGCUCGUCGAGGUUAAGGAUGAGAGGUCGAUUGAUGAUCCUGAAGUGUAUCAAGAUAUCCUUGAAAAACACAUUCCGCAGGAGCUUCAUAAGAUGACACUUUUGUUCAAAAGGGAAGCGCUGAUGUCUUCCUGGUACCCGAAAAGUACGUUGAAGGUAGAGGGGUUGAAUCAGGCGCUACAGGUCUUUGCGGAGCUGCAUCCAGAGUUUGAUCAUUUUUGGCAGACAGAGCUGGAUGUAAGAUAUACCGGCCAUUGGUACAAUCUCUUGGAGAAUGCGGACUCGUGGGCACGCUCACAGCCUCGGAAACUGCAAUGGGAGCGCGCAAGCAGGUUCUUCGUCCCGCAUAUCCACAAGACCUGGGCAAAUUUCACCGAGCUUGUUGAGGCCAGCACUCCCAAUGGUGGCGUUUGGGGGUCCCCCAAACACAUUGCCGUACCAGGUCCCAUCGGACCUGAGCCUCCCGUCACUAACCCAGCCAAAGACAAAUAUACGUGGGGCGUAGGGGAAGAUGCCGACAUCAUCACUCCCGGUGGGAAGGAUUGGGGCAUUGGAAAGGAAUUCCCAGGCGAUCCGCAACGCUCGCUCGAAGUCCGAGUCUGUGUCCAGCUCGCCAUUGCCCGCUUCUCCAGACGUCUGUUGCGCGUCAUGCACUCGACCCAGUCGCAGGAUGGGGUAUCCAUGACGCCGGAAAUCGGCCCCUUUACCUAUGCGAAGCUUCACGGGCUCAAGAUCGCGCACUUCCCCCUGCCGAAUUACUAUGAUCCCCAGAAUGAUAUGCCGCAAGAUGUGGGGGAGGUCGAACACCUGAUCAAUAAACAGGGUCCGGAAUCCCCCUUGAAGAAUCCGAGGAGUGGCUACUUUGAUAAAUUCAUGCAUCGUUUUACGUAUUGGCUCAAUUACGGGGGUGGACAAGUCCCGCAAGAGUUGUAUCAGAGGUGGAUGGGUGAUAAGAAAUUGGCGGCUGAUGAUCCGAGCUCGGAGAGACUGUGCAUGCCGGGAAUGUUGUUGCAUCCCGUUAAGGAUACGGACGCAGCUUAUGAAUCAGCUACACAAGAGGAGACCCGGCGCGUUACCGUCAUCCCCACGGUCCUCAAGGCCAGAGAAGCUUUCAACAUCGCUCACGAGGACAUCAUUGACCUCGAUGUUGUUCAGUCUGGUCGAACGUACGGAUACGAGUAUGGUUCAAAGAUGCCGCGACCUUAUGUAUCAUCCACAUCACCUACGCACUCCCUGCGUCUUCGAGUACACAAUGCAAUCUCCGCCACCCUCUCGUUAGAUAUAUACUCACUUCUUCUAGUUGCAUUUGGCCCAGAAAGCUACAGCCUUAGCGACUACUUAUCAGCUCCCAACGCAUCCUUUCCAGCAGCGAACAUGACUGAUGCGAAUAGCAUCUUCGUCGAAGAAUGUGGCGAUGAAAUGCGCAUUGUUCACCAAGCAUACAACCUUGCAAGAGCUGCUGUCAAUGUAGCAAAAGCCGAUGUCGUUCGUGGCGCAGACAGCCCUUUUGGCUUCAGUGCUAUGUUCAAAAGCGACAGAUCCAAAUAUCCUGUCUCAUACUAUCUGAACAUGAUAUUUGAUUCAAAAGGGCUGAUCAAUCUAAAACCGCAUAUGGCGCACCCGACCCCACCUCGUCUUGCUUGCGUGCACGAGAACAGUGCAUCUGUGUAUAAAGGCCUUCAAUUAAAAUAUGAUCCUUGGCAACGGUGCAUCCAUCCGUGGCCUGGCCAGAGGUCUCUCCGGAUCUUCUACGCUGUUGACACCGCGUACAUUUUCCUCUGUCCCGAUUUCCAUUAUCAAGCCCCAGCGCCAGCCGGCAAUCAUUGUCCAAUGGUUGAGGAUAACAAGUUCGUAGGAGACGUUGACGUCUUCUAUCGAAAUUACCAGAUGUACACAUUGAUGUACGAGCUCAUUCGCUUCUACCUCCAAAAGAUCGCGCUGGGUUCUGAAAGCCUUCCCAAAGAGACGUUUGACUGGAACGAGUGCGUUGCCUAUGGUGUCGAGUCUUCCGUGAAGAACCCCACGAACAUCCUACUCUACAUAGCGUGUAGGUCGCAUAUCUGCUUCCCCUGCUCCUAUCAUUCCUUUUCGAUAGAUGAAUCCAACGCUGACCGGAUGCUAGUGGCGCAGCAGCAGUGCCUCGCAGCACCCAACCCUUCCCAACCUCCAUGGGUGCUGCAGAGGCGCACAACUACCCUCUCCGCCGUCAACGUGUGGCAGACGCCGGCGCCCGGAUUUCCAGCCAUGGCUUUUUUUUAA
Molecule: messenger RNA, 3000 nt
Organism: Letharia lupina
Lineage: Eukaryota; Fungi; Ascomycota; Lecanoromycetes; Lecanorales; Parmeliaceae
Exons: 7
Coding region: 1-3000 (999 amino acids)
Source: RefSeq, a predicted model, not a curated record